Entelurus aequoreus (snake pipefish) is the source of this 3132-nucleotide messenger RNA. It is a transcript of the gene btbd3b, whose product is annotated as BTB (POZ) domain containing 3b. The transcript has 4 exons. Gene Ontology annotation, molecular function: protein binding. The record is from RefSeq and is a predicted model, not a curated record. Bases 444 to 2003 code for a protein of 519 amino acids. Lineage: Eukaryota; Metazoa; Chordata; Actinopteri; Syngnathiformes; Syngnathidae. Gene Ontology annotation, cellular component: cytosol. Gene Ontology annotation, biological process: cerebral cortex development; neurogenesis; dendrite morphogenesis.
CUGAGCGCAGCAUCCACCCACCACAGCAUCCUGCAUGAUGACUGCGCGUCAACGGGGACGCAAAAGACGGACGACGCGUUAAAAGACCCUCGGUGAGCGGGAAAAGCGUGACACGGGAGGAGUGGGAGACGAGGAAUCUCUGGUGUCUGUCUGAGGACCACUGCAGCAGCACUAAAUCUGGGGCUGUCAGACCAACCCUCAGCAGAGCCGGAAGCGCUGAGCUCAUCACUCUGCGAGGCGGCAAUGGGAUCCCCAGGAGCAGCUCUAACUUCACAGAGGAAAACAGGACUUCCCUUCUCGGAGGCGUGAAAAGAACACCCAAGUUUGGAAAGUCCGGUAGAGGAUCUGCCGGUGCUGCACUGCGACCGAGGCGAGCAGCCCGUGCUGUCGUCCUCCCCAUCCUGGUGAAUGUCUUCUCCACUGCUCAGCAGUUGAACACACUCAUGGUCGAUGCCAAGGGAAGGAACAUGAAAUGUCUGACUUUCUUCUUAAUGCUCCCUGAGUCCGUCAAAAGCAAGUCCAGCAAAAGCUCCAAGAAGGGGAACGCCAGCGGGAGCUCAAAGCUGCCCCCGGUCUGUUAUGAGAUUAUCACUCUGAGGAGCAAGAAGAAGAAGAAGAUGGCAGCGGACAUAUUUCCCACCAAAAAGCCGGAGCCCGCCGCCACGACCACCGUGCAACAGUACCAGCAGCAGAACCUGAACAACAACAACACCAUACACAACUGCAACUGGCAGGGACUCUACUCCACUAUCAGAGAACGAAAUUCCGUAAUGUUCAACAAUGAGCUGAUGGCAGAUGUUCACUUUGUGGUGGGCCUGCCAGGAAGGACCAAGCGGCUGCCAGGGCACAGAUAUGUCUUGGCAGUGGGCAGCUCUGUGUUUCAUGCCAUGUUUUAUGGAGAACUGGCUGAAAACGAUGAUGAGAUCCUUAUUCCAGAUGUAGAACCACCAGCAUUUCUGGCAAUGUUAAAGUACAUCUACUGUGAUGAGAUUGACCUGAGUGCCGACACAGUGCUAGCCACUCUCUACGCUGCCAAGAAGUACAUCGUACCCCACCUGGCACGUGCCUGCGUAAACUUCCUGGAGACCAGCCUGAGCGCCAAGAACGCCUGCGUGCUCCUCUCCCAGAGCUGCUUGUUCGAGGAGCCCGAGCUGACUCAGCGUUGCUGGGAAGUGAUCGACGCCCAAGCUGAGUUGGCGCUACGCUCUGAGGGCUUCUGCGACAUCGACUCCCAGACCCUGGAGAGCAUCCUCCAGCGAGAGACACUCAACGCUAAAGAGAUUGUUGUCUUUGAGGCGGCACUGGGCUGGGCUGAAGCUGAGUGUCAGAGACAGGAGCUCACAAUGUCCACUGACAACAAGCGUAAGGUUUUGGGCAAGGCCAUGUACCUGAUACGCAUCCCCACCAUGGCUCUGGAUGACUUUGCUAAUGGAGCAGCCCAGUCAGGCGUGCUGACGCUUAACGAGACCAAUGACAUCUUCCUUUGGUACACAGCUGCCAAGAAGCCUGAACUUCAAUUUGUCAGCCAGCAGAGGAAAGGCCUGACACCCCAGCGCUGCCACAGGUUCCAGUCCUGCGCCUACCGGAGCAAUCAGUGGCGUUACCGAGGCCGCUGUGACAGCAUACAGUUUGCCGUGGACAAACGGGUUUUCAUCGCUGGGUUCGGACUCUACGGCUCCAGCUGUGGGUCGACAGAAUACAGCGCGAAAAUAGAGCUCAAACGUCAAGGGGUGCUGAUGGGACAGAACCUGAGCAAAUACUUCUCGGACGGAUCCAGCAACACUUUCCCUGUGUGGUUUGAGUACCCGGUGCAGAUCGAGCCCGAUACCUUCUACACCGCCAGUGUGGUUCUGGACGGGAAUGAGCUGAGCUACUUCGGACAGGAAGGGAUGACAGAGGUGCAGUGUGGGAAGGUGACAUUUCAAUUCCAGUGCUCGUCAGACAGCACUAACGGCACUGGGGUGCAAGGAGGUCAGAUUCCCGAGCUUAUCUUCUACGCCUGACAAUUUGAGAAAAAAACAUCACUUUGUGUAGCAUAGCUUGUUAUUUAUUUUUUUGCCCAUUAUUGUUAUCUAGUGUCUUUUUGAAUGGUCCACUCGACGAGGGCCAGAUGUAUGUCUUAGACGUCGGCGUGUACAAUAAUGCAGAUGGAAAUAUAUCUUGCACUAGAUGUGCAUGUACAUAUGAAUAUAUGUAAAUUCUUAAAUGUAUAUGUCGACACACUCGUGGCUGAGGCUGGCCACAGACAAUGUCUAUGCUGAAUAGCUACACUUAUUAUUUUCGAAGUUUACAUAGAAUGCACAUAGAGCAUACAGCAGCAAUAACAUCACGGUAUGUAUUCUUUAAUGAGUAUUUCAGUCUGUAGUUGGCAUUAUAAUGGAUGGAAACAUGAAUAUACACUUAUAGUCAAAAGCACUGUGUUUAACUCAUCAAGCUUUUGUAGUUAAGUGGUUGUGCUGCUUUUUGGUACUUUUAGUAUACUAAUGAUGCAGGGUCUUAGAGUAGGAAGUACUAUGAGACGCUUAUUUCUCUCUGUAGCAUGUUACUCUGCACUUACAAUCAUAACUCCAUCACUGUAUGCACAUACUUUCAAAAAAGAGGAAAAAUUGUGAAUAUAAAAAAAAAACGUACUUGAAGUGAUCCCUUUUCACCUUUUAUAGGUUUAUCUCCUGUUUUGUUUCUUCUCCGACUGCCUCACAGUUACUUACAGCACAGGCAGAAGAGUUUGAUUCACUCUGUGUGCUGCUAAUUGUUCUCGCACCUUGGCUUUGUCUCACAGGACCAGGAUCAAUGAUGGACUGUGUUGCAGAGAAAAGAAGCUACCGGUAUAUUAUGUUAACUGAGUGUUGCAGGAUGGCACUGAUGUUGCUUUCUAAUCAAAUGUUUUACUUUGUUUAAGCGGUUCUUUUUUGUUUUUAUUUUUUUUAGGAUGAGAAUUGAAAACUAGUAAAAGUUAAGCAUUCGUGGGUUGGUUCUGCCGAAGACAAUGGAUGGUGUUCAAGUAUUGUGUUUACAUGCUUGGAGACCGUUGAAUGUGUUUUGUUGUUGACGAUGCAAAUAAACAAAAACAAGAGGUACUCUUGUUUGUGAUCUUCUGUAAAAAAAAAAAAAAAAAGAUAAACAAUUACAGCA